Molecule: messenger RNA, 657 nt
Organism: Orycteropus afer afer
Lineage: Eukaryota; Metazoa; Chordata; Mammalia; Tubulidentata; Orycteropodidae
Gene: ZBED2
Product: zinc finger BED-type containing 2
Exons: 1
Coding region: 1-657 (218 amino acids)
Molecular function (GO): DNA binding
Source: RefSeq, a predicted model, not a curated record
AUGAGACGGGAAGAGGAAGAAGAGGAAGAAACUAGGGUGAAGGCAAAAGAGGAUCUGGAGAUGAAAGAGGAAGAAGAGAUGAGUGAGACUGGAGAACAGGUGGGCUCACUGGCAAGUGUCAUGCCCACUGUGCCAGUGCCCCAUAACCGGGGGGCUCGGUUUUCUGAGGCAUGGGAAUAUUUCCACCUGGCCCCGGCACGAGUUGGGCAUCACCCUAACCAAUAUGCCACUUGUCGCCUGUGUGGCAGGCAGGUGAGUCGUGGCCCUGGGGUUAAUGUGGGCACCACAGCCCUGUGGAAACAUCUGAAAAGCAUGCACAAAGAGGAGCUGGAGAAGAGUGGCCAUGGUCAGGCAGGGCAGCGCCAGGACCCAAGGCCUCAAGGGUCCCAGCUCCCCAUGGGAAUUGAGGGUGACUGGGCCAGGCUCCUUGAGCAGGUAGGGGCCCUGGCUUUAUGGGCCAGCCAAAGGGAAAAGGCAGUACUUAUGAGGGAGAAGGCAGUGGAAUGGCGGGAGAGGGCUGUAGAAAGGAGAGAGCGAGCUGUGGAGGAAGUGGAAAGGGCCAUCCUGGAGAUGAAGUGGAAGAUGAGGGCUGAGAAGGAAACAGGCCAGAGGGAGAAAGAUCUGCCUGCAGCAGCUAAUCCUUUUCACUUUGUUUAA